Messenger RNA from Stylonychia lemnae, 2856 nucleotides. The record is from the annotation of a GenBank genome assembly. Lineage: Eukaryota; Ciliophora; Spirotrichea; Sporadotrichida; Oxytrichidae.
AUGGGAUACUCAUCUCUCUCAUCGAUAUUACUUAUCUUAGCAAUUACUUCUUAUUUUGCCUAGCCAGUGCAAGGCAAUGUCAUUGGUUUUGACUUUGGAUCUACAUUCUUUAAGAUUACUUUGGUUAAACCAGGUCAACCAUUUACCAUUGUUGAAAACACGGCAACAAAGAGAAAGACUGAGACUUGGCUCACUAUCACAUCAGAGGAAAGAUAUUUCGGUGUCGAUUCAUUGACUGAAAGCACAAAGCACCCUAAAACAUCUUUCUCUCAACUCCAUAGAUUCGUCGGCCAAGAAUAUGACUCUCAAAAAAUCGAUGAAAUGACAAAAAGUAGAUUCUUAGUCAAUGAAUUCGCUGAAGAUGAUAGAGGACUAGUUGGCUGGAAACUAACUAAAAAGUUUGAUAAUGGAACUGAAGAGGAUAGUAUUAUGUAUACUGAAGAAUUGAUCGCUUAGUUACUUAAAUACGGAAGACAGAUGUCUGAGAAGUAGGCUGGAGGUACCAUUAAGGAUUGUGUCAUUACAAUCCCAUCAUACUAUACUCCCUCUUAAAGAAGGAUGAUUCUUGAUUCAGCUGAUAUUGCAGGACUCUCAGUCCUUUAGCUAUUACAUGAAAAUACUGCAGCUGCUACAAUGUUUGGUAUUGAUAGACUAGACACUGAAAAGCCCCUAACUGUAUUAUUCUAUAAUAUGGGAGGUAUGGACACAGAAGUUUCAGUGGUAAGAUACUCCGCUAUCACUGAAACGCCUUCAAACAAGUCUUAUGAACACAUUGAAAUCUUAGCCGAGUCUUAUGAUAAAGAAUUAGGAGGAUAGGAUUUUGACUUAGUUUUACUUAACAUGAUUGCUGAUAGAUUCAACAAUUUAAAAGAAAGAAAAGGCAAAGCUGAUAUCAGAACUAAUGAUAAGGCAAUCAAGAGAUUAAUGAAAGAAGUUAUCAAGAUUAAAGACAUUCUCUCAGCCAAUAAGUAGAACUAAAUCAAGAUUGGAGAACUAUAGGAUUAUGUAAGUCUAUUGACUACUAUUGAGAGAAAAGAGUUUGAAGAUGCUUCAUAACAUCUAUUCGAUAGAGUUAUGGCUCCAGUAUAAGAAGUUUUAGAGAAGGCAGGACUUACUAUUGAGGAUAUUGAUCAAGUUGAAUUACUUGGAGGAGGUAUUAGAAUUCCUAAAAUUCAAGAAUUGAUUUAAACUACAUUGAAAAAGAGUGAACUUGGUGUUCAUCUAAAUGGUGAUGAAGCUAUGUGUUUUGGUAGUGCAUUCAUAGCCUCCAACAGUUCUGCAUCAUUCAAGGUUAGAAAGGUGUAUCUAACAGUUCACCCCUAAACAUAAUUCUCUAUCCAUAUCACUCCUCUAAACACAACUAAAUCAGAGGGAUCAACUUAGUAAUAAGACUAGAAUGAAUAAAUUGAGGAUAAUGAAGAUGGGGAAUCUGAAUAAGGUGCUACACCCAAUCAAUAAAUUGUCUCCUAUGAAAAAAAUUACAUAUUGUACAAAAAGUCAGAUUACCUUGGUUAAAAGAAGAGUUUGAGUUUGACUUAUGACACAGAUAUGAAGAUUGAUAUUUAUGCUGAAGAUGGUGAUCAAAAGACAAAGGUCGCUACUUUCACAGUUUAAGAAAUAGAUAGAGUUGCAUAAACUGCAGCAUUAUAAAAUGGAACUACUCUACCAAAGGUUGCUUUAAGUUUCGAACUCACAAGAUCAGGAUUAAUUCAACUUAAUAAAGCUGAAGCUAAAGUAGAGGAGACUUACACUGUCUAAGAGAAAGUACCAACUCCAAAAUCAGCAAAGAACAAGACAAAAUCAGUUCCUACAGCAGCAUAAUCAUCUAAUGAUACUUCCAAUACCACUGAAUCAGCAGCUGAGGGAGCCAAUACCACCUCAUCAGAAGAAGUUGAAGAGCCUGUCAAGCCAACUGAACCUUAAUAUGUUACAAAAACAAAGAAGAGAACAAUCCCAUUCCCUCUUAGCAAGAUUGAUAGAGAAUACUAUGGUAUUCAAAGUCUUAGUAAUGAUCAACUUAGAACUGCUAGAGAGAGACUUAGAUGGUUCGAAAAGAGAGAUGAAGACAAGGCAAAGACUGAUAAAGCAAAGAAUGAUUUCGAGAGUGUUAUCUAUUCCCUUAGAGAUUGGGUAAAUGAAGAUGAAAAUGUGCCUUUUGUUGGAACUGGCAAAAUUGAUGAAAUCAUGCAAUUACUAAGAGACGCUGAAGAUUGGCUAGAAAAUGAUGGCUAUUCUGCCAAGUAUGGUGAAUACAUUACUAGAUUCAGUGAAUUGAAUACUAAGUACAAUCAAGUCAAAAUGAGAAAGGAUGAAUUUAACAAUAGAGAUGGCGCAGUUACUCUAGCUAAGUCAAAGCUUGAAAGCUUCCUCGAUAAGAUUGAAGAUUUAAAGCUGAAGAAAACUUGGAUCACUGAAGAUCAAAGACAAGAUUUGAUUGAUAAGGUCAAUGACACUCUAAAAUGGUUAGAAGAGUAACUUGAAAACCAAAAGGAAAAAGCUAUUGAUGAGGACCCUGCAUUUAAAAUCUCAGAACUUGAGACCAAGGUUAAGAGAGUUGACCAACUUUAUGACAGACUUAAGGCUAUCCCCAAGCCUAAAGAUACUACAACUGGUAAGAAAAAGAAGAAGAAGCUUCCUAAAAACAUUAAGAUUGAUAACAUGACAUUCGAUGGAAACUCAGGAAUGAACAUUGAAGACCUAAUUAAUAUUCAAGGUGGAUAUGAAGAAGAAGAUGAAGAAGAGACUACUCAGGAGCAACAGCAAAAGCAAGAACAAUCUCAAGACCAAUAAAAAGAGUAAACAAGCAAUGAGUAAAGUGAUAAGAAGCCCUAUGAUGCAUCUGAGGAGGAUCUUUGA